Molecule: messenger RNA, 3103 nt
Organism: Acanthopagrus latus (yellowfin seabream)
Lineage: Eukaryota; Metazoa; Chordata; Actinopteri; Spariformes; Sparidae
Gene: msto1
Product: misato mitochondrial distribution and morphology regulator 1
Exons: 14
Coding region: 122-1894 (590 amino acids)
Biological process (GO): mitochondrion distribution
Cellular component (GO): cytoplasm
Source: RefSeq, a predicted model, not a curated record
GUUUGUUAUGAGGCACCGCAUCGUUAGAUUGUCGCUGUUCAGUGUUGUCAUUUCUAAACAUGUCCAUCAUGUGUAAAGCAGAGAGUUUUAUAUCUUGUCCUGAUUGUUGAGUUCCGUCACGAUGAGUAACCCUUGUAGAGAAGUCGUCACUCUUCAGCUGGGACAUUAUUCGAACUUUGUCGGGACUCACUGGUGGAAUUUGCAGGAUGCGUCUCUGUCAUACGACCCAGAGACGCCUCCGGGCGACGUCCAGAGUGAUGUCGUGUUUCGGGAAGGACAGACUCUGGGCGGACAUGUCACCCACACACCUCGCCUUAUUGCCAUGGAUCUCAAAGGAAGUCUUCGGACUCUGCGGCAGGAGGGAAGUCUGUAUGACCCUGGCAAAGACACCUCUGCUGUCACAUGGGAGGGAAACCUCAUGAUGCACAAGGAAAGUCCGCCUGCAAAGAACCCCUUUCUUGAAGAUUUGGACACGUUGGAUAGGGGGGAGAUCUUGGGCCACGCAGAUUUUUACAUCAAUUCCCAGCAGCCUCAGUGCUCAGCAGGUGCCGUGAGUGUGGACACUGUGAACAGCCAGCUGGACCGAAUCCAGAAGGGCUACAGGCUGGAGGGCAGUGUGAGGGUGUGGUCCGACUUCCUCAGGAUCCACCUGCACCCUCGCACCAUCUCUGUCAUCCACCAGUAUAACCACGACGGGGAGGCUCAGCGUCUGGAGGCUUUUGGCCAGGGAGAGGCUCUCCUGCAGGGGUCGGUGCUCGAGGAGCUGGAGGACAAACUCCACUUCUUCGUGGAGGAGUGUGAUUACCUUCAGGGUUUCCAAGUUUUCUGUGACCUGGCUGAUGGCUUUGCAGGCCUGGGGUCGGAGGUCACAGAGAUGCUGCAGGACUCUUACGGCGGGAGAGGCAUCCUGACGUGGGGGUUAGCACCUGUCAGCCACCCAAAUUCAACUCCAAUGAAAGACAUCUACCACCAGUUAAACUGCACAUUAGGGACCAUCCAGUUGGCCAAUAACAGCUCCUUCUUCUGCCCGUUGACCCUGCGUGGAGGAUUCGGCCGACGACCCUCCUCACCCACAACCUUCCCCUACCUCACCUGUGAUCCCUCACUGUGGUACCACUCCAGCUCCGUCCUGGCUCUGGCCCUCGACGCCCUCACGUUGCCUUACAGGCUGAGGAACAACAGCGUCCCCAUGUGGCAGGUGGCGGACACACUGGCCGUGUCUGGCAGAAAGGUGGUGGCUGCUUACGGCGCCCUCCCCUUUCCCAUGAUGCACGGCAGCUCCCUCCCCGACGCCCUGAGUGCCUGCGCAGAUGUGUUGCCAUGGAAACCGCUAUCGGCCUGCUCCGAGGCCGAGGGCAGUCGGUGCUACGGCCAGUGGGCGACACUCAAAGGCUUUGAGGGCCAGAAACUUAUCAGCUCUUUGGCUCCAGGGACUAAACCACCCACUCCUCUGCACAGCCUCCACAGCGGGGAAGACAUCCUGGCAGCCUACAUCAACUCUUUCUACCCUGCAUCUCCUCUCGCUCUACAGUUGGCGUCCACUCCCAGUAAGCUGACGCCACCUUUCCCUCAGAUAUUCAGCCGGUCCCUCGAUGCUCAGGGCUUCCUGCAGAGCCAGCCUGCCCCGCCCGGCUCUCCGUCCCCUGUGGUCUCGUCUGUACCCGUCAUGACGUCCCUCCAGUCGGGGCCCGCGCUCGGCCCGUGGCUCUCCGAGCUGCACCGUGGCGCCAGCGCUUUCGACAUCCGCCGCUUGGCCCCCAGCUUCCUCUCCCAGGGCCCUGAAAUGGCCGACUACAAGGAAACCCUCGAGCAGCUGCGCCUAAUGGCCCGGUGUUACCGUGACGACAGCAGCGGGAUGGUGCACUCCUCGUCAGAGGAAGAUGACGAUGACUGAGUCUGGCAGUCUCAGGUCCACGGGCUGGAGAGACUGAUGGCUGCUGAGCUGGCAUCUGCUUUGCUUACCAGCCUGCAUGCACUCAUACUGACACAGGGAGGAAGAGGAGCUGAGCCUCUGGUUGGUGAAGGACCAGCACUGAGUUACUGAAAACACAAAGAGGCGAACAGUUUCUGAUUGAACUGCGCUGCAAGACGUGAGAAUAUUAAGUAAGAGAUCCAUGUGUAGAAUUCAUGAAGGUUGAAGGAUGUAGCAUCAUAUGACUGUGUGGACUGGGAUUACUGUUCAUGUGUAAUUAAUGUGUUUUAUACUGAGUGUACAAUAUAAAAUUACUGUAUUUACAUAAAGAGAUGUACGUGUCACACUGGUUUGGACCGAAGUUCCUCUGACCAUACAUGGGACUUAAAGUUCUCAUUAUCAUAUUUCCAGAGCCCAAAACAACCAGCAGCUACAUUAAUAUUUAAGAAUCUGCCUCACACAGAAUCUCAUUCUUUACACAGAUACAGCCAGCUAACUGCUGCUAACCACAGCUGCUGCUGUCUAGUUAGCCUUGUAGCUAGUGUCUCUGACAUGGAGCUGGGAGUAGAAUUAUGAAAAAGGAUGGGUUGAUGCUAGCUGGUUAGCAUGCUGACGUCAGAGAUCUCUGAAUCUGGUGAUAAUUAAUCAAUUUUAGAUUGUAUAAAGUUAAAAUGUGUGUUGCUCAUAUUAAAAGAAGCUGAAGUCAGAGAACUUAAGUACUUGGAAAACUAAUAAAUUCUUGGCAGAAGGUUUCAGUUUGAGUCCUUUAAUCAAGCUUCGACUAUGGUCGGAAAAUUAUUUUUAGGAUGAUUUUUCAGGGACAAAGCCAACGUUACUGUGGAUAAUGCCAUAAGAAAAUCCCAUGAAGACCAAAACAAACUGUCAGUGUGUUCUGCUUGUGGGAUUUAGCCUUAAGCCCACUAAUUAAUUCUGAAGUAGUAAAACUUGAAAUGUGUAAAAGAAUUCAUUUCAUUUAAAAAAAAAACUCAAUUUCUAAACAAGCUGGGCUUUGUAGUUUUAUGAAAAAUGGGACAGCUGUGGCCUGGAAUGUGUAGAGAGAUGUCCAUUAAUGAUGGUGCUUCAGUUCAGUUCCAAAAUUACUCAGAUUGCUGGCUUUUCCUCAGUGUAUAUAUGAUUGUGACGUCUUUUGUGCUUUGAGUGGUUGGUAGAUAAAAUAAUCCACUUAUACAA